UCCAUAAAUGUUUAGAAAAUAUGUACAACAACUCAGGAAUGAUCGAUCCAUGGGAGCCAGGUUAUGGUCCAACGGAAAGGAGAACACAUUCAAAUACAGAGUUUGAUUAUCGUAGUCCAGAUUAUAGAACACAUCGACGAGAUAGAGAGCGAGAAAGAGACAGAUCAAGAGAUAGAAGAGACCGAAGUAGAGAAGAACGUGAAAGAAGUUACAGAGAUAGAGAAGAUCGCUAUGGGCGACAAAGAGAUCGAGAUUCCGUAGAACGAGAAAGAGAUCGAGACAGGGAACGAGAUCGUGACCGAGAUCGUGAAAGAGAUAGACGAAGAGAUCGUGAUAGAGAUAGGGAACGUGAACGUAGACCUAAAAGGGAUGAUCGUAGUCGUGAUCGAGAUGAUGAUCAUAGUCGUGAAAGUGCAGACUAUGAACAUGAACAUGUACGUAACUAUAGCGCAGCAAUGGAAGGAGUUCAUUAUAAGAAUCAGACACCUAACAAUACAAUUAUGAUUCGUGGACUUGCUCAGCACAUAACAGAGAAUGAUGUUCGACAAGAUAUUUUAAACUGUGGUUUAAUGCCAAAAGAUAUCAGGCUCAUUCGCAAGAAGGAUACAGGUGCUUCGCGAGGUUUCGCUUUCGUCGAGUUUAACGCGACUCAGGAGGCCGCACGAUGGAUGGAGAUGAAACAGGGAGUACUGAUGCUACAGGAACAAUAUCGAGCCCUUAUGCAGUAUAGCAUUCCUAAAGAAAGCCAUUUAGAUAAACUGCAAGCAAAAAAUACACAAGAUUGGCAUUGUGUUAAGUGUGGAGCUCAUAAUUUCAAAAGGCGUGAAACAUGUUUUAAAUGCUCCGCAUCACGUGCUGAAAGUGAAGAAGGAGGCGAGGGUAGUGAUGAGGUCAGUCCACAUCCAACAAACACAGUGCUUCUACGUGGUCUUGAUGUUUUGACAACUGAGGAUUCAGUUCUUCAGGCAAUGCAAGCUUUAUCUUCGCAACCUAUUCGAAGUAUUCGCAUUGGUCGUGACAGUCUGACCAAUACGUCGCGUGGUGUUUGUUACUUGGAAAUGGGAAACGUUGUUGAUGCCAUGUACUUACAUACUGCUCUUACAAAACAAGGUCUUCAUGUUGAUGGCAGAAAGCUUGAAAUAGCAUAUUGUAAGCUACAUCAGAUUUCGGGUUCUGGUUCCUGGAAAUCGUGUGACAAUAAUCAACGCUAUACUCUAGAGGAUGUUGCACAGUUAGCAGAGUACAGCGCUAAUCUUUAUGCAAAGACACCUGCGCAAAAAGCGCAUUAUCUACAGUAUUAUACACAAUACUAUCAGAAUCAAAUAAUUCAAGGCUCAGCGAUAACCUUGCCUUCACUUAACCAAACUGACCGAGUAAACGCGGCAGCAGCAGUAGCACAAUCAGCUAUACAACAGCUACAGGCCUCUAGGAAGAUGGGUGACGCUGACGAAAUGAAAAAUAGACCGACUCCAACAGCUCCGGCAAGUACGACGCUUGCUAUUGGAAGAGUUCCAGCACACUCAAAUGAUGGAAAGGUUUACUCUGCUCCAGAUGUUAGUACAUACCAUUAUGAUGAAACAUCUGGAUACUAUUAUGAUCCUAGUACAGGAUUAUAUUAUGAUCCAAAUUCACAAUAUUAUUACAAUAGCCACAUGCAGCAGUUUUUGUUUUGGGAUGCUGAAUCAUUUUCAUAUAAACCAGCUCAACAAACUAGUAUUUCAAUUCCAAGUGGACAAAUAAGUAACACAGUUGCAAGUAACAAUUUAGCAACAGAUGGAACAACACAAAUAACUGGUUUCACAACAGAUUCAGCUUCAGUAAAUGAUGAUAGCAAAAAAAAAGAAACAAAACAGGAUAAGGUCAAAGUGGCUAAGAAAAUUGCAAAAGAUAUGGAGCGAUGGGCAAAAACACUCAAUCAAAAAAAGGAAAAUGCAAAAAGUAAUUGGACAUCUGACUAUCCAGGUAUUGAAGGCUAUCAAGGUGCAAACAGUGGAGCUGCAGAUGCUGGUUAUGCCAUUUUAGAAAAGAAAAGUAUAGCAACUUCAGUAUAUCUUGAAGAAGAAGAUCUCACUGGUAACAAUGGCUUGGUUGCUGCUUAUGGUGGAGGUAGUGAUACUGAGGAAGAAAUAGAGGAUGUACAACAGGAGGACAGACAGCAUACUGAUUGGAAUAAACUUGCAUGUCUAUUAUGCAAAAGACAGUUUCCUAGUAAAGAAGCUUUAAUACGUCACCAACAACUUUCUGAUUUGCAUAAACAAAAUCUCGAAAAUUGGUACCAAGUUCGUGGACUUGAUCCUAAUGAUCCGCAGCAACGAAAUAACAAAUACAGAGAUCGUGCAAAAGAGAGAAGGGCUAAGUAUGGUGAACCUGAACCACCACAACCUAACAAAUUGAAAGAAAAGUAUUUAAAAACUAGAGUAGAUGAAAUGGCUGUUGUUUAUGAAGAACCAACAAGAACUGGAAUUGGUUCUGAUAACGUCGGUAAUAAAUUGUUGCAAAAAAUGGGUUGGAGUGAAGGCAUGGGUCUUGGUAAAUCAAAUCAAGGUAGAACAAGUAUCAUUGAAACUAAGCGUCGAGUCCCUACUGCUGGAUUAGGAGCAAAAUCUUCAUCUUACUCUGCAUUACCAGGAUAUACAUAUAAAGACUGUGUAAAGAAAAUGACUUAUAUGCGUUAUCAGGAACUGUCUGACUCUUAAUUUGUUUACUUUUUUUUAUGUGUAGUGGUUUCAAUUUCUGCAUAGGCUAUAUUAUUAUGUAAUUUCGUAAUAAUAAAGAUGUAUUUUGUUGAGUUUGUAAAUACAGUAAAUCAAUACUGUACUUUAUAAUUGAAAUUUUAAGCAAACUAAUAAUA
Molecule: messenger RNA, 2851 nt
Organism: Ceratosolen solmsi marchali
Lineage: Eukaryota; Metazoa; Arthropoda; Insecta; Hymenoptera; Agaonidae
Product: RNA-binding protein 5
Exons: 6
Coding region: 21-2696 (891 amino acids)
Biological process (GO): mRNA splicing, via spliceosome
Cellular component (GO): nucleus
Molecular function (GO): RNA binding
Source: RefSeq, a predicted model, not a curated record